CCUGCCGUCGUCGAGGCUCCGGAGAGAAGAGGGGGAAGAACUUGACAGCCGCCCCGCUGCCCUCCCCUGAAUUUUUUGUUAUUCCUUCUUCUAUAUUUUGUUAAUUUUUAUUUUAUUUCGUUCGAUUUUAUUUUCCUUUGGGGUUUUAUUUUUAUUUUAUUUUUUAUUCUCCUUUAUUUUAUUCCAUUUUAAUUUAUUGGAUUUCUUUUCAUUUAAUUUAAUUUGAUUUUUAUUUUUUCCUGCCUUUUUUUUUUCUAUUUUAUUUUAUUUUUGCAUUAUUUUCCCCUGCUUUUUGUUUGUUUGUUUGUUUGUUUUGGAGGUUUUUUUGUUUGUUUUUUGGUUUCUUUCCUUUUUUUUGCCGCCGCCGUGUGCCGGCGCGGGCUGGCUUCUCCUUUUGAGCGUCUCCAUCCCCCGGCGGAGGUUAUGAUGGUGCAUUGUGCGGGCUGCGAGAGGCCGAUUUUGGACCGGUUCCUACUGAACGUCUUGGACAGGGCAUGGCACAUCAAAUGCGUCCAGUGCUGCGAGUGCAAGUGCAACCUGACCGAGAAAUGCUUCUCCAGGGAAGGGAAACUCUACUGCAAAAAUGACUUUUUCAGGAGGUUUGGUACCAAAUGCGCCGGCUGCUCCCAAGGGAUCUCUCCCAGCGACCUCGUCCGGAAAGCCCGGAAUAAAGUCUUUCACCUGAACUGUUUCACCUGCAUGGUCUGCAACAAGCAGCUCUCCACGGGCGAGGAACUCUAUAUCAUCGACGAAAACAAAUUUGUUUGCAAAGAGGAUUAUUUGAACUCUCCCAGUUUGAAGGAAGGCAGCCUCAACUCAGAGGCAAAGCUCCCAUUUGACUUCCUUGGAAGCUGUCUCUGCGUCAGGAGAGCAGGGCCAGGCCCCCUCCUGCUGUCCCAGCCAUGCCGGGCGCCCCUGCUCACCCCCUUCCGUGGGCUCUCUCUCCGUCCAGCACCCGGGGCCGGAUCCUGCCACGCCAGUCAGUGGGGCCGCUGCUGUGAGCGAGUGUCCUCAUGUACAGACAGGAGUUUGUCCCCGGAUCUCCAGGACCCCAUGCAGGACGACACCAAGGAAACGGACAACUCGACCUCCUCGGACAAGGAGACCACCAACAACGAGAACGAGGAGCAGAACUCGGGCACCAAGCGGAGGGGGCCCCGCACCACCAUUAAAGCCAAGCAGCUGGAAACCCUCAAAGCUGCCUUCGCCGCCACCCCCAAACCCACUCGCCACAUCCGGGAGCAGCUGGCCCAGGAGACCGGCCUCAACAUGAGAGUCAUCCAGGUGUGGUUCCAGAACCGUCGGUCGAAGGAGCGGCGGAUGAAGCAGCUGAGCGCGCUGGGCGCCCGCCGGCACGCGUUCUUCCGCAGCCCCCGCAGGAUGCGGCCCCUCGGCGGCCGCCUCGACGAGUCCGAGAUGCUCGGCUCCACGCCCUACACGUACUACGGAGAUUACCAAGGUGACUACUACGGGCCGGGAGGCAACUAUGACUUUUUCCCCCACGGGCCGCCCUCCCAAGCCCAGUCCCCGGCCGACUCCAGCUACCUUCAGAACUCAGGACCCGGCUCCACACCCCUGGGACCCUUGGAGCCCCCCCUAAGCGGACACCACUCCUCAGAAAACCAAAGGUACACGGAUAUGAUCUCGCACCCCGACACCCCCAGCCCCGAGCCGGGGAUGACCGGCUCGCUGCACCCCAUCCCGGGGGAGGUCUUCAGCGGGGGGCCCAGCCCGCCCUUCUCCAUGUCCAGCAAUAGCGGCUACAGCGGGGCUCUGUCGCACCCCAACCCGGAGCUCAGCGAGGCGGCGGUGUGGUAGGCCCGGCCUGGGCACGCGUGUGCGUGUGCGCAGGGGGAAACCCCCCCUGGUCCCCCCAGCCCACGCGUGUCCCCCUCCUCGCCCCGCAGCAGGGGCCAGUAAAGCCCCCCCCCCCCGCAGAUGCCGAAACGCAUCCCGGCAUCCGCCCGUCCUCCCCAUCCCCGCACCCCCCGGGAGCUUGGGGCCACCCCGCUACCUCCCCCCUCCCGGCACCUUCCCCCCGACAUUUUUGGGGGGGGGCAAGGAAAGGUGCCCAGCCCUGCAGACCCCGCCGGCGGCGGGACCAGCGCCUCUCGGACCAAAGCUGAACUCGCCUGGACACGGGUCCCACCGCCCCGGCGGCACCGGGGGAGGGGGCUGCGGCAGGGCUUCCCCCUGCUCAUUAGCAUCCUUUUUAAUUGCCCCUACCACAGGAAGGGGGGGGGAAUGGGGAAUAGCAGGAAUAACCCUCCCCGUGGCCCCUCCCUGCCCUCGUUUUUAUUGUUCCCGUUUCACCCCCGAGGAGAAGGUGGGCUUGGAGCCGGCUUUUGGCGGUGGGGAGGAGCGGGCUGUGCGGGGCCAGGCCCGGGGCUGCCCCAGUGACUGGCUGAGAUUGGGCUCCCACGUGGUGGAACAGGCACCAGAAAGAGGCAGAAACAGGAAAAACAAAAACACAACAAAACCAACAACAACAAAAUAAAACCCCAAACAAACAAUAAACCCCAGAACUAAACCAACCCAACCACAGCAGCAGAAAUUUCACCCGAGCCUCGACGCCGAGUCCCACCCCAACGAUUCCCAGAGGCUCCGCCAAUUUAAGGAUGUAUUAUAGUUUUUGCUUCUAGUUUCUUUAUUUUGUAUAAAGGAGAAACAAAUAAAGUAUGUUUUUGUGUUUACUGAUUAUUUAUUGUACUUUAGUCAUCGGAGGCUCCGAAUUUUUCUAUUUUGAAGGCAGGGAGGGGAUGGCACCGGGGAGGGGGGGGUGAGAGCAUAGAGAGAGGGGGGGAAUAAAAGGAAGGAGAAUGGAAAAGGAAAGAAAAAAGUUGUUUUCUGAAAGCGUCGUGGGUUUCCUGUCCCCGCUGCCUCUUGCGGAGGCUGUUAGUGUGAAUGGCUCUUGUUGUUCAA
This is a messenger RNA of Vidua chalybeata, 2922 nucleotides long. It is a transcript of the gene LHX5, whose product is annotated as LIM homeobox 5. The record is from RefSeq and is a predicted model, not a curated record. The transcript is spliced from 6 exons. Gene Ontology annotation, biological process: neuron differentiation; regulation of transcription by RNA polymerase II. NCBI's taxonomy places the organism in Eukaryota, Metazoa, Chordata, Aves, Passeriformes, Viduidae. Gene Ontology annotation, cellular component: nucleus. Bases 424 to 1818 code for a protein of 464 amino acids. Gene Ontology annotation, molecular function: RNA polymerase II transcription regulatory region sequence-specific DNA binding; DNA-binding transcription factor activity, RNA polymerase II-specific.